Messenger RNA from Rosa rugosa (rugosa rose), 3774 nucleotides. RefSeq lists its product as uncharacterized. Lineage: Eukaryota; Viridiplantae; Streptophyta; Magnoliopsida; Rosales; Rosaceae. The record is from RefSeq and is a predicted model, not a curated record. The transcript has 5 exons. Gene Ontology annotation, molecular function: nucleic acid binding; RNA-DNA hybrid ribonuclease activity. Bases 1 to 3774 code for a protein of 1257 amino acids.
AUGCUGCCAUUCAAGGUACUCACCUGGAACUGUCGAGGACUGGUUAACACAGAAACGCAGAGUGCCUUGGUCUCUCUGGUAAGUCAUGUCAACCCUAGUCUGGUUUUUGUCUCAGAAACUCUUGCCGGACCAAGGCUGAUGGAGGACCUGCGAGUUGAAAUGGGCUUCUCUGGUUGCAUUUGCUUCCCCAAAAAGGAUGGUUCAAGAGGUUUGGCUUUAUUCUGGUCUUUGGAAUUGAAGGUGAGCCUUCGUACCUAUUCUGCACAUCAUAUUGAUGUUGAGAUAGGGUUUCCUGGUGUUACUGGAGGUUGGCGAUUCACAGGCAUUUAUGGUUUUUCAAGGCAUGGUGAUAGGGUUCAAACUUGGGACUUGCUUCGUACUCUGGCAGCACAAGUGAAUCUGCCAUGGUUAAUAGCCGGCGAUUUCAAUGAGAUUUUGUGUGCAGCUGACAAAUCCGGUGGUCCACCACGGAACGCUGCGAUGAUGACGCGGUUCAGGGAAGCCUUGGCCGAUUGUAAUCAGGAGGACAUGGGGUUUGUGGGUUCUCGUUUUACUUGGUUUAAUCGGUUCACUAAGGAAAGGUUGGAUCGUGGUUGUUGCACGCAAGAUUGGUGUGCUAUUUACCCAUACUCUAAGGUUAUCACACUACCUCCUAAUCGGUCAGAUCACAAUCCCAUUGUGGUGGAGAUAGCUGCUGCACCGGUUGUCAGAGUGCCAAGACUCAAGCGCUUUCGGUUUGAGAACAUGUGGAUGCAGCAUGGCGAUUGCGCUGCUGUUAUUCAGAAGGGAUGGUCCAUUCCCUCUAUUGGUGAACCUAUGAAGCAAGUUGGGUUGAAAAUUGGUUCAACGGGCAGGUUGUUAAUGGAAUGGGAUGCAGGAACAUUUCGACAGCGGAAAACAGAAAUGCAUCUCUUGCAAUCCAAGAUGGAUAUGUUGAUGAAACUCCCUUAUGAUCCUAUUCAUUUUGAGCAGCAAAAAACUCUUCAAUUUAGAUAUAAUGAACUUCUAUCUUUGGAUGAAGCUUAUUGGCGUCAGAGAUCAAGGGUUUUAUGGUUGAAAGAAGGUGAUCGUAAUUCAGCCUUUUUUCACAGGAAAGCGUCUAACAGACGCAGUCGUAAUAAGGUGGUAGGUAUCACUGAUUUGGGAGGACAAUGGCACACUGACCCUGCACAAGUGGCUUCAGUGUUUGUUGAUUACUAUGAAAAUAUUUUUCACUCUGAGGGUUCUGAUCCUGCAGCUCUUGCAGCAGUUCUUGCACAUAUUCAUCCUUGUAUUGAUAAUGAUAUGAAUUCUUCUCUAUUAGCUCCAUAUUCAGACGAGGAAAUCAAGAAGGCUUUAUUCCAGAUGCAUCCGUCAAAAUCACCUAGACCUGACGGUCUUCUGGAUUCUGAGAGCAAUUUUACUCAUUUGUCUCUUAUUCCUAAAAUUAAAGAGCCUAAAACUGCAGCUGAUUUCAGGCCUAUAGCCCUUUGCAAUGUGGUGUAUAAAAUUGCUUCUAAGGUGCUUGCUAACAGGUUGAAAGUAUUAUUGCCUUCUAUUAUCUCUCCUGGCCGUUUGAUAUCGGAUAACACUCUUGUUGCAUCUGAAGUUGCUCAUUUUAUGCAUAAGCUCCGACAUCAGAAUGAGGGUUUCUUCUCCUUUAAGUUAGAUAUAAGUUAUAUUACUCCCUCCAGAGGCAUCAGGCAGGGGGACCCUCUUUCUCCAUACUUAUUCAUUCUGUGUGUUGAAGGUCUCUCGUCCCUUAUUUCUCAUGCAGUAUCCCAGGGUACACUGAAGGGGCUGAAGAUGAGUCCUCAAGCCCCAACUAUUCAUCAUUUGCUAUUUGCCGAUGAUAGCUUUCUAUUUGGAGAAGCCUCUGUGGUGGAAUGCUCUACAUUCAAGUCUAUUUUGAAUGUGUAUGAGCGUGCUUCUGGCCAAAGGAUUAAUUUAGAGAAGAGCAGUGUUGUCUUUAGCAGGAAUGUGCAUCCAGAUACUAAAAAUAGUUUAGCUUCUAUUUUUGGGGAAAGAUUAACUAAGAAGCUGAUCAGCUGGCGCACAAAAAUCCUGAGUUCUGCGGGGAAGGAGAUUCUGAUUAAGGCAUUGGCUCAAGUUAUUCCAACGUAUGUUAUGAGUUGUUAUAUGCUUCCUAAAGGUCUUUGUGAUGAUCUCCACCACCUUUGUGCUCAAUUUUUUUGGGGAGGAUCAGAUUCUAAUCGCAAAAUUCAUUGGCGGUCAUGGGAUAGGAUGUGCCUGUCUAAAAGUGAAGGAGGUUUAGGUUUCAAGAAUCUGCAUGCUCAUAAUUUAUCUCUGCUUGCAAAACAGGGAUGGAGAUUAAUCACUAAUCCUAAUUCCUUGUUGUCUCAUUUACUCAAGGCUAGGUAUUUUCCGAAUGGUUCUUUUUUGGAUACAGAUAUGGGGGAUUUCCCCUCGUAUGCAUGGAGAAGCAUUAUGGAAGCUAGAACUGUCCUUCAGGCUGGAUUACUUUGGCAGGUUGGUAAUGGCUCCUCUAUUCAUGUGUGGAGUGAUCAGUGGAUUCCAACUGUUUCUCCUCAUCAACUCUGUAAACCGGCUGCUUGUAAUAUUGAGCUAGUCUCUUCCUUGAUUGAUGCAGAUACCAAAAGUUGGAGGGUUGAUGUUUUGCAACGUCUAUUCUCUCAAGAAGUUGUUGAUGCUAUCUUGUGUGUUCCUCUUAGUCAUAGAAAUAGAAGCGAUCGUUUGAGCUGGAAGCUUGGGAAUAAGGGUAAGUUUUCUUCUAAAACUGCCUACUAUGUAGCUCAGGAGGUGGUGAUGGGGGAUGUCUUUGCUUCCUCCUCUAUUGGUGAUCCUUUUCGUAUUCUCUGGAAGUCACUUUGGAAAGCUAAGAUCCCUGGGAAGGUCUCUAUAUGUAUCUGGCGAGCUUGUCACAAUGUGUUACCAACUAGAGAGAGUUUGAGUAAGAAGGGUUACACUGGUGAUAUGGGAUGCCUGCUUUGCCGUCACCAGGUUGAGAGUGUUGGCCAUGUAUUAUGUGGGUGCCCUAUUGCGCAGGAAAUCCUUACUGCUCCUCCUUUUUCAAUUCAGGUUCCUAUUACUCAUUCUUUUAUUUUUAAGGAAUGGUUACUUGAUCAAUCAUCUACUCUUUCUUAUGAAAAUUUUUCUAAGCUGUUGAUGCUUUUAUGGGUUCUUUGGAAGAAUAGGAAUGAUAAAUUGUGGAAUGAUAAUGCUAAAAACGCUUCUACUAUUGUUGCUUGUACUGUGGCUUGGUAUGAAGAGUUCCUUCAAGCUAAUAGGGAUACGAUUAUGGUAAUCGAUAAGAGGACGAAAGCUAGAGCACAUUGGUCCCCUCCCAUGAGUGGCUUAUUGUGCAUGAAUGUUGAUGGUGCUUAUGUCUCUUCUCUACAACAUGGAGGCAUUGGCGGUGUUAUGCGUAAUGAGAAGGGUGAGUUCAUUGCAGGCUUUGCUUAUAGAGUGACUAAUGUGUCCUCUGCCUACCAUGCUGAGUUGCUUGCUAUUAAAUCUGGGCUGGAGCUUAUUCAAGCGCUGGGUGUGUCUAAUGUUGCUAUAAUGAGUGAUUGCUCAGCGGCAGUGAAGUCUGUGACUGCAGAGGAUCAUGACUUCUCUACUUUGGGAAUCAUUGUUGAAGAAAUUCAGGAAUUGCUAGGUGAUUUGCUUUCUAUAGGUGUUCAUCAUACUUAUAGGACCGCUAAUCAUGUUGCUCAUAGACUAGCAGGAUUUGGUUUUGAUUCUGACAUUCAUAUGGAAUGGUUUUCUCAAGCUCCAGAGUGUGUCCUGGAUGCCCUACAAAUACUUCAUUAG